AUGGCUGCUGAAAUCAUUCUAGCCCCCAUAGCAAAACAAAUCUUUGCCAAGGCAACCAACAUGGCCUUAGAGCAGAUUGGACUCCUAUGGAAUUUCAAGCACGAGCUUUGUAAACUGAAGGGGACCGUUGCCACCAUCCAGGCCUUGCUCCUUGAUGCUGAGGAGAAGCAGUAUCACAAUCAUCAAGUCAAACUCUGGCUCGAGAAGCUCUCAGACAUAAUGUAUGAUGCCGAUGAUCUGCUCGAUGAUCUCGCUACCGAGGCUCGCAAAAAGGCCGUACUAGUAGCAUCAGCAAUAGAUGAUGAUGAUGAUGGUGCUAGGAGAAGGAUGCCAACAACGACGUGCUGCAGUUUUGUAUGCUUUCUGUUCUCACUUCCACAAGAAUUGUGGUAUGAUCUUAAGAUGGCGAAUGCUAUCAAGGCCAUUAGAGAGGACCUCGAGGCUAUUGAAAAAGACAAGGUUAGCUUGGAGUUGAAGGUUAAUCCCAUCGAGGAGGACGAAGCUCGUCCUUCCAGGGAGACGGAUUCUUGCCCACCCACAAUUGUGGUUGGGAGGGAAGAUGACAAGAAUAAAAUCAUUCACCUCUUGCUGAAGUCCAAUUCUGAAGCCAACAUUUCCGUUGUCCCCAUUGUUGGGAUGGGUGGGCUAGGAAAAACCACUCUUGCUCAGCUUAUAUUUGACGAUGAUCAAGUUAAAACUCACUUCAAUAUCAAAGCUUGGAUCUAUGUUUCACAGAGCUUUGAUGUCAAAGUGAUUCUUGGAAAGAUGCUACGAUCAAUGGGUAGUCAAAGUCAGGCGGGCCCUGAGUUAGAUGAUUUGCAAGCUCAUUUCCGAAAAGAAAUCGAAGGCCAGAGGUUUUUGUUUGUGUUGGACGAUGUUUGGGAGGAGACUAGCCUCAAUUGGGAGACUUUGGGAAGAUAUUUGACCGUCGGUGCUCUCGGAAGCAAAGUGUUGGUGACUACUCGCUCCACUAAAGUGGCAGAGGUUGGUGUUAGAGCUCUAAAACCUGAAAAAAGUACCAGUAUUGUGGAAGCUUACAAGUUGAAAGGCUUCUCAGAGGAAGAGUCUUGGAGCUUGUUGGUGAAAAAGGCCCUCCCAAGGAAAGUUCCGCGAGACCCACAAGUGCAAGAUAUUGGGUUUUGA
Linum tenue is the source of this 1143-nucleotide messenger RNA. Lineage: Eukaryota; Viridiplantae; Streptophyta; Magnoliopsida; Malpighiales; Linaceae. The record is from the annotation of a GenBank genome assembly.